Molecule: messenger RNA, 2931 nt
Organism: Camelina sativa (false flax)
Lineage: Eukaryota; Viridiplantae; Streptophyta; Magnoliopsida; Brassicales; Brassicaceae
Molecular function (GO): zinc ion binding
Source: RefSeq, a predicted model, not a curated record
UUGGUCUUCAUCGGCGUCGCAUCACCGGAAGAAACGGACUGUUGUGCUCAUGGCGAUGGAAACCUUGAGAGAAAAGGUUACGGUGUUGUGUUACACGAAUGGUUCUAUUAAGUAUGGUCCUGAUGGCGUAUACUAUGAAGGAUCUACUCCUAAGAAGAUCAGAGUUAGGGGUAAGACUGAGUUAAGCACAUUGUUGAAUGCCCUUUAUCCAAUUUUUGGUUUAGAUAAGCAGAGAUCAAAGAUUGAAAUCUUUGGUAGGUUACCUUUCGUUGUUUCACCACAUCUCUCUAUGUAUGCACACUUUCCUGUGGUGAACGACUCUAGUUUAGAGACUAUGCUUGAGGUUCCAAGCAAUCAUCCUUCUAUUAAAGAUGUGGAGUUGUACUUGGAAGUGAGAUCGACAUCUAAUGGAGUUAAUGAUCCUGCUGCUUGUUCAUCUCCAUCGGAGAGUCCGGUUAGUUCCUUGAAAAGACAGAGAACCCAACAACCGCAAGUAGCUCCUGGUUCUGUGACACAUCCUCCAUCUGUUAAAUUAGAGAGGGAUAAUGGGUUAGAGGUUCAGGGAUUGGAUACCACUAACGGGUGCGCAGAUGCUGCUUUUAGAAACGGUAGCACUCAUCAUGGAGAUGAAGAUAGAGAAAUGACGGAAGCAAACUCAAGUUUGGAUGGGGUGGAGCAGGUUGUUAAUUGGACAGCAAAUAAUGUGUCAGCUUUAGAGGCAUCGGCUAAUGCGUGCUUAGAUAAAGGUGUCGAGUCAAGUGCUUCAAAUCCGUGGUCUCUGUCCAGUCUGUGGGUUGAUGAUCAUGAAUUGCGUGUAGGGUUGUGUUUUAAAGACAGGGAUGAGUUGAAGAAGGUAGUGGACUGGUGCUCCAUAAGAGGGCGGCAAAAGUGUGUAGUAAGAGAGACCAAGAAGGACGCAUUUACGUUUGAGUGCAUCAGAUGGAAAUGCAAGUGGACGCUUUGGGCAGCUAGAAUGGAAGAACACGGACUUGUUGAGAUAACCAAGUUUACUGGUCCACAUACUUGUUGUCCUAUAAGGCCAGAUAAUUUUGACGUGGAAUUUGCAGCAGAGGAGAUUGAAAGUCUGAUCAGGGUACAACCCACACUAACAAUUGCAGAGUUGAAGGAUUGGUGGUUUCAAAAAUUUGGCGACAUGCUUGAAACUUCAGAAAUGCAAGAAGCAAAACAAGAAGUGAUCAAAAAAGUCUUUGGAGAUUGGGAUCGGAGUUUCAGAGUAUUACCCAAAUUAAUGGCUGCGUUUCACUUAUCUAAUGGGCUACUUGUGGACUGGCAAUACGAUAUUUUUCCAAAUCCUGAAUUUGCAUCCUUUCGUGGUGUGUUUUGGGCGUUUCCACAGUCCAUUGAAGGUUUUCGACACUGUAGACCUCUAAUCAUAGUGGACACUAAAGACUUGAAUGGUAAGUACCCUAUGAAGUUGAUGAUUGCCUCAGGAAUGGAAGCUGAUGAUUGCUAUUUCCCGCUUGCAUUUGCGGUUACCAAAGAAGUGUCCACUGAUAGUUGGCGUUGGUUUCUCAAUGGAAUCAGAGAGAAGGUCACACAAAGGAAAGACCUUUGUCUCAUCUCCAGUCCCAACCCGGACAUAGUCGCUGUUGUAAACGAGCCAUGGUCUCUAUGGCAAGAACCCUGGGCUUAUCACAGGUUUUGUCUGGAUUAUUUCUGCUCCCGAUUCCAUGAUUUUUUUCAAGAUGACUACCUAAAGAGCCUUGUGGAAGAGGCUGGAUCCACGAAUCAGAAGGAAGAAUUUGACUCCUACAUGAUGGAAAUUGAAAAGAAGAACUCAGAAGCUCGCAAAUGGUUAGACCAAUUCCCUCAAAGUCAGUGGGCUCUGGCUCAUGACAGUGGGAGAAGAUACAGAGUCAUGACGAUCGAGACAGAAAAUGUGUUUGCAAUUUGCGAAAGCUUUCAGUCUCUUGGUCUGCCAGUGACAGCAACCGUACUGCUUCUGUUUGAUGAGAUGAGAUUGCUUUUCAAGACGGGUCUUUGUGAUAGCAGUGGUAGGGUUAACCGCGGAGAUAUGUACACCAAACCCGUCAUGGACAAGCUCGAAGAGUUAAUGACAGAUUCCAUCACUCACGUUAUAAUGCCGUUAGAGAAAGGUGCUUUUCAGGUGACAGAGCCACUUCAGAAUGAUGAAUGGAUCGUUCGGCUGAAUGAAUGCACCUGCACGUGUGGGAAGUUUCAAUCAAGUAAGUUUCCGUGUCUGCACGCUCUAGCAGUCUGCGAGAAGCUGAAAAUCAACCCUUUGCAGUAUGUAGACAACUGUUACACUCUUGACCGAUUAUACAAAACUUAUGCUGCCACAUUCUCUCCUGUUCCGGAAGUAUCAGCUUGGUCAGAAGCUUCUGGAGUUCCAACAUUGUUUCCACCUGUCAUUCUGCCGCCACCUAACAAUACAGUAAAUGACAAAACCAAGGAGCCUCCUAGUGAUGAAGAGUUGCGAAAUGCAGUUGUUGAUAUCUUGAAAGUGGUGGACCUUAAAACGACGGCGUUCGCUGACAUCCUCAAGCGACUAGCUGAGAAGUUCGAAAUCGACCUUACCCCACAAAAGUUAUCUAUAAAGGAGAUGAUCCAAAAUGAGCUCCAAACCAAGCAGAUGAGGAGUGGAGUAAGUAAGUAAGAAGAGAUAUAGGAACUACCAUGAGUUCCUUAGGAAUCAUUCAUGCCAACUUUCGAUUUUUGGUUCUUUUUUCUUCUUUGUUCUAGUAAGAAGAGCUGAAAGUUAGAGAACUAGAGUUAGUAGGAAUCAAAAGCAGAUCAUGUUUAACUGCGUUGGUGCUUUUGUGUGUGAAAAUUCCAUAAUGGUUCUUUUGAAUUUAGGAGUCAGCCAUUAGUAAUGGCUCAUUACCUAAUCUUUCAGUUCUCUGAACCAUUCAAAAGAGGACAACUAUGGGAACCAUCUAUUGCAUACAA